AUGGAAAUUGGCCACAACUUCGAGCAGAUACUAUCAAAAAGCAAGCCAGCUCUGGGUGAGGAUAAACACUAUCAAAAUAAUAAAGAUACCAAGAGAUUUAAGAGUAUUGAAAAGAUAUCGAAUCUUAGAAUCUUGGAUUCGAUAAAAAAGAAAUUAAGAAAAUUAAAUUUAUUAAAAAAGUUAUUGAAAAAGAAUAAAACUUUCGAUUUGAUUGAUGAUAAAGAGAAUCUUUAUUUAGAGAUUAAAAAAUUGAUUAAAUCUCAAGGGGAAGAGGAAGAGGAAGAGGAAGAGGAAGAGGAAGAGGAAGAGGAAGAGGAAGAGGAAGAGGAAGAGGAAGAGGAAGAGGAAGAGGAAGAGGAAGAAGGGGAAUAUUAG
Molecule: messenger RNA, 375 nt
Organism: Botrytis deweyae
Lineage: Eukaryota; Fungi; Ascomycota; Leotiomycetes; Helotiales; Sclerotiniaceae
Exons: 4
Coding region: 1-375 (124 amino acids)
Source: RefSeq, a predicted model, not a curated record